AAUUUUAAUUAGUGGGUAAAAAUACGCGUAGUGACGGGGACAAAAGAGGCUAUUUUGGGGUUACGCAUUUUUGGGGAAAGUUCGAAGAAGCGGGAAAAAGUCGGCGUAGUUGUUUGCGAUAACAAGAGAAAGAAUUCGGCCUAUGUGAACAACAACGAAAAGCGAGGCAACCCGUUAUGCGGCGCUGGGGAUUUUCAUCACUCGUCGCCCGAUCUGGUGACAAAUCUGUCAAGCGUGCAAUGGCACAACAUGGGUGUGCCCAUCCAACAACUUAAUUAAUAAAAAAAUUAAACAAACCAUGAUAUCGUCCGUAAACCAAGUAUUUUAGCUUAAAUGUAGUAAUAAGACCACAAUUUAGACCAAUCAUCGCACUAGAAUAAUAUUUACACUACGAUAUCCGUCGUCAUAUCAGCAAACACGAUGCCAUCGCUUCGAAAACGCGUCUCUAGCUAUUUUAGGCAGCUGAGCUUCCACAACGAGCCCCGCGACAAAAGACACAACAUAAACGAAAAUUCCUUUGUUACGAAGUACCUCCAAGGACAUGUUACUCUGCGCGAGGGCCCCCCGAUCAUUUACGGUAAGAACCCCACCGAUCUCCCCAACUACGAGCUCGGCGAGUACGAAACUGGCUGUUCUUCCAUAAUUGGCUGUUACUCGGGCCCCAAAGGGGGCCUCACUACCGUGAAGCGCACCGAGAAGCACCUGUCGGUCCCCGACCCCGACAUCGACUUCAUCGACACCCAAGACGAAAACGAGCCACCGGCGAAAAAGUCGCCCAAAAGGCCGUCAGGCCAGCCCGUCGAUAACACGACGAUGGUGAUCAAGGUGGCGGGGCAAGAGUAUUGUGUUACCAACCGUACAAAAAAGCACAGUAAAAGUCACAGUCUGGGCAGCAUAUCGGAUUUCCCGUUGGAAAUCGAGACGACGAGAAUUGACAAAGAGUUUUAUAAUAGUAAUAAUAACGCCGACGUUUGCUGUAAGAGCGUCGACAAGGGGGAGAGUACGGACGACAGUGCGGGUAGUUGCGAUAACGAGAGUCGGGCGCAGAAUUUUAGUUUGGCGAAAUCGAAAAGCGAAGGCAAUCCGUUCCACCACAAAAAGAGAGGGAAAAUUAUCAAGGUGGCCCAGAGGGCGAAUUCGAGGGGUGACGACCCCACCAGCCCGUCCACCCUGCACUCCCCCGACGACUCCGCCCUCCCGUCCGAGUGGAACAAGAAGUCGGAGCUCGUCUACGGCAUCUCCGACUCCUUGUACGACCGCAACCAGGUCACCGACAACAAGAACGGCGACCCCAUCGCCGACUGCUUCGGCGUCAUCGCCAGAGGCAACUCGGCCAUCGUGGCCGUCGCCGACGGCGUCAACUGGGGCGAGAAAGCCAGCAUCGCCGCCAAAUCGGCCGUCCACGGCAGCUUGCACUACCUCAACAAGACCAUCUUCAACGACACGAAGCCGUUCGAUAGCCUGACAAUCAAGAGCGACGAGGCCGGGGGCGGCGCCGCCGCCUGCGCCAACCGCGUCGGCAACACGCGCGAGGUCUUCGUGAGUCUGUUGCGGGCGUUCAGCUGCGCGCACGACCUCAUCCUCGAGAACAAGGGCAUGCUGACGACGCUCACGGUGGCCGUGGUGCUGCCGCUGAAGCGGCGCGACGACGUCCAGAGGUUCGUGUGCUGCGUGUGCAACGUGGGAGACACGCUGGCGUACGUGUACUCGCAGCGGCACGGGCUGCGGGAGCUGACGAAGGGCUCGCACGACAUCAACUGCAACAGGGACAUGCGGGACGCGCUGGGGGCGCUGGGGCCGGUGGACGGGAUCAACCCCGAGCUGAGCAACCUGACGCUUAGCAUCACGACGCUGAACAAGGGGGACAUCGUCAUGGUGGCGAGCGACGGCUUGACGGACAACUUCGACCCCAACGUGUGUCGCUUCACGGUCAAUAGUUGCGUGGGGGAGAUGGCGACGAGGGUGUGGCGCGCGCCCGCGUCGUCGGAGCCGCCGGUCAAGCCGCCAAGGCGGAGCCAGAACAAGGCCACGCCUUCGCGGGGCGGCGCUCGCGCGGUGACAGUCGUCGACAACAAAACCAGUAGUCUCCGCAAGCAGAUGUCUAGUCAGCAGAAGGAGAAUGCGGGCUCGAGUUCGACUGCCACGCCACAAGGGUACAAAUUUUUGCGGUCCAAAACGACGAUCGAGGUGCGGUCAGGGGGCGUGGCUAAGCACCAAGUGGCGCGGAACGAGGACGGGAUUCCCUACGUCACGCCUUUACAACGCUACGAACUCCAAUUACUACUAAUCGAGGACGUGCUCAAAAACGGGAUCAGCGGGAGGGAUAGACCCUGCACCACUGCCAAAAAACUGUGCGAGAAUUUAGUCAGUUUUACGUUUAGUAUCACGUCCGCUAAAAGACACACGUUAGAGGAUCCGGAGCUGUAUUUCGACAACCGAAAUGGGGUUCUAGUCGAGGUGUCUCAACAAGAGAAGAAAAUUCGGAGGAAACGGGGUCUGGAGAGGGUGCAGAAUCUCCCGGGGAAGUUGGACCACGUCACGGUCGUGGCGUGGAACGUGGGCAAUUUUGAUAGUCAAUAAGUACUAAUCGUGCAAUUUUGUAACCGAUCCGUUGUUUUUUAGUUAAAUAAGUAAGCCACUUAUUUAUUUUUUUCAGAAAAAAAGAGAGACUAAUAAAUUGAUAAUUCUGU
Messenger RNA from Zophobas morio, 2690 nucleotides. RefSeq names its product PP2C-like domain-containing protein CG9801. The coding region runs from base 421 to 2580 and encodes 719 amino acids. The transcript has 6 exons. NCBI's taxonomy places the organism in Eukaryota, Metazoa, Arthropoda, Insecta, Coleoptera, Tenebrionidae. The record is from RefSeq and is a predicted model, not a curated record.